Molecule: messenger RNA, 582 nt
Organism: Meleagris gallopavo (turkey)
Lineage: Eukaryota; Metazoa; Chordata; Aves; Galliformes; Phasianidae
Source: RefSeq, a predicted model, not a curated record
UGGGUUCCAGCUGGCGGACGGAGACUCAGAUUGCACUGGUCGGGUGGAGGUAGAGGCACAUGGGGUGUGGAGGCCCCUGUGUGCCACUGCCUGGGACCUGCCUGACGCCCAUGUCCUCUGCCACCACCUGGGCUGUGGCUCUGCCAUAUCCCUGCCCCCCCCAGGCCAUUUUGGGACAGGGAUGGGGACACUGCGACGUGAUGCUCUCAGGUGCAGUGGGAAUGAGCGGCACCCAGGUGAGUGCCCUGUGGAGGUGCUGGGGCAGCCCGCCUGCCCAACUGGGCACACCGCUGCCGUCAACUGCUCAGGUGUCACCAAGCCCCUGAGGCUCCACGGUGGGGAAAGCCAUUGCGACGGACGGCUGGAGGUGGCCGUGCGCCCCGGUGUCUGGGCCCGUGUGUCUGUGGGGCUGUGGGACAACGGCACUGCCACCGUGGCGUGCCGGCAGCUGGGCUGCGGUGUGCCUGAGAAAAUCUAUGCUGCGCCGGACAAUGGCUUGGGCCCAAUGGAGCUGCAAGAGCUGCGCUGUGUUGGCACCGAGGAGCUCCUGGCACAGUGUAACACCUCGGGAAUGGCCAGCGA